Molecule: messenger RNA, 1084 nt
Organism: Phaedon cochleariae (mustard beetle)
Lineage: Eukaryota; Metazoa; Arthropoda; Insecta; Coleoptera; Chrysomelidae
Source: the annotation of a GenBank genome assembly
AUGAUCGAUCCAGCAGACAGAGGCGUGCUAAGGUGCUCUGGAUGCCAAACCCGAUGGCACGGUGUAUGUGCGCGCCCCCAACCUCCUGAUAUGAAUGAGCAUACGAUGGUCAACUGGUUAUGUGAAACCUGCGACGAUAAUGCUGCAAGGAGGCCGAUUGCCAAAAAUGACUCAGAAACUCAGAGAUUCAAUGCAAUUAUGCAACAGCUUUCUGUAAUUACUGAGUCCAUGGCAACGUGCAAUGGUCAAAUUGAAGAACUCAAAAUCCAAAUGAACUCACAGUCGCAAAUUAUUAAUAACUGUGUUACCGACAUCACGACCUUGCGAAAUGAUAAUGAAAAACUUCGUUCUAAAAUAUCGGAACUCGAAAACAAAGUAUCUGUGAACUCAAUACCUAAUGAAGAAACCCAAAGAGAACUUUUGGAACGCAUCAGAAGGGGAAAGAAUAUAUUAAUCCUGGGUGCACCGGAUGACGGAAAACGGGAAAGCGAUAUUCAGUUAGCCAAUGCCAUAGUUCAGCAUUUAUCCCCUGGAAUUACAAUUGUUAGCUGCUAUCGCAUAGGAAAACCACGCACCGACGAGAAACCGAACCCACUCAAGAUAUCUCUAAGCUCUACUGAAGACGCCAUUCAGAUAUUGAAAAACAGGAAUAAAUUAUGUCGUAAUAUGUUUCCUGACAUAGGCAUUAGAGCCGAUUUAACGCCUUCCCAGUCCACACAUUUGGACAACCUGAGGAAAGAACUACAAAGGAGAACAGCGAAUGGAGAAAGAAACCUCACAAUAAAAUAUGUUAAAAGUGUGCCCAAAAUUGUGUCAACUGAUAAUCCAACUACUUCAAAGAGAACCAGGGAAAAUGACGACUCGCCCAAACGAUCAGAUGAUUUAAUGCAAUUACAUGUAUUGUAUUAGGUAUCUAUAUGUUCGUAAUAGGAAAGAGGGCGCCUGAUUUAGGGUUUAUACUUUUUUUUUGUUUCUUGUUCUUAUUAUUUUCUUCCUACUCGCUUUUGGGAUCUAUCAUGUGAUUAUUUACUUUUUCACCACUGCAUCAAUUCGGUGGUAUAUCUGUAUUAGUCAUAAGUUUUUG